This is a messenger RNA of Triticum aestivum (bread wheat), 4475 nucleotides long. RefSeq lists its product as uncharacterized. The transcript has 4 exons. NCBI's taxonomy places the organism in Eukaryota, Viridiplantae, Streptophyta, Magnoliopsida, Poales, Poaceae. The record is from RefSeq and is a predicted model, not a curated record. Bases 3296 to 4207 code for a protein of 303 amino acids.
UGUCGCCACCACAUCGAACCCUAUCCCCUUUCCACCAAAUCCCGCAGCCACCGCGAGCCCGCAGCUGCCCUCCUUCAGUCCUCCAUCCUCUCACGCCCCCUCCCGCACAGCCCCCUCCAUGCUUCCUCCUCAUCACCGUAGCCGCCGCAUUCCUCCCUCUUCCUCUUCCUCAUCACCACAGCCGCUCUAGUCGUGGCGAAUCUGACGCCUGCAGGCAGACGCAACAGGAGUUCGUGGAGCGGCGGAUGCAGACGGGGUCGUUGACGGAGCUGCAGGAGCAAGGAGCUCGAGUUGGUGCGCCAUGAGGAGUGGAAGGCCGAGUUCGUGCGACGACCAGAGCAACAGGAGCAAGGAGCCUCCUCUCUCUCCCUCUCAGUGGUUGAGGACUUCCUCAAGAAGAAAGAAGAAGGCCAAAUAGAAGAAGAAUUUGGCUCAAAGGUCUUGCGGAGGUCAACAGUCCGGUGAAAAAUCAAUGGGGUAUGGUGGCGGCUAGGGGCAGAGUCGGGCAUGAGUCACCGGAGUCAAACCAUAGACAAAGCAGAUAGGAGUGCAUAAUGUCCCCUCAGGUUUGAAUUGCUCUGAAGUUAUCAUGGCAUUUCCUUAUAGGGCUUGUUCACAUUUAUUCAUGGAAGGUGAACUACCUGUUUCAAGAUUGUAACCCACCUAAAAAAUCCCUUCUGCCUUCCUGUUUUUGUUUGUGUAUGUCGCUCUGUAAAGAUUGGUCAGCCUGACCAUGAAAGGGUGCUUCAGAUUAGAAAAGAAUGGUUUUUCUUUGUGUAAUUUUCAGGACAAAGGAGGCUGUGGAGGAACUCAUAAAUGCCGUGCUAAAUUAUUAAUUAGCCGUAUUCUUGAUUUUUCAUUUUUUAAAGAUAAUUGAGUAACAAGUCAUGUAGAGUUACUACCGUAUUAGUAUAUUUCUAACUGCAUGAUCGAAACUGUACAUUCUGAAAGUAUAGGCUGUUAUAGCAUGGACACGGACUUGGUGCUCUCGGGUACCCGCGCACCCUAUAUGCGGAAAUUUUUUUUAGUAAUUCAGAAAAAGUUCAAAAAAUUCCAAAUCUUUUUUGCGAUCAAACAUGAUCAAGUAUUGUACUCGUAUAAAAAAUUUGGACAAGAAAUUAUUCAUGUUGACUUCACAGCAAAAAAGACAAGUUUAUGACAAGUUUAUGACGACAAUAUAGCGUGUAUAGUACUUGUAUAUAGCGUUUUUUGCUGAAUCUUCGACCCAGGAUGCAAUGAAAGUCAUUCUCUGUCGAAUCUUUUUAUACGACUACAAUAGUUGAUCAUGUUUAACACCAAAAAAAAUUGGAUUUUUUGAAAUUUUUUGAAUUACUAAUUUUUUUUGCAUAUAGGGUGCGCUGGUACCCAGGUUCUCCUUCAUAUUUUCCGUUAUAGCAUUACUUUGUAAAUAAAUCACAUGUUAACUUGCUGGUUCAGUUUAAAGCUGCAGGCAGAGGCUUGCGGUAGGGGAAAAAAGAAUUGUGCAGAUGAAAACCAAAGCGUUUAUUUGUGAUUGUAUAAUCUGAACUACACUUUUAUGAAAGUAUGUUAGGCUCCUGCUCUUGGGAGAUUAAGAGUUGUUGUGGUUUUGCUUGGUCCAGUGGCCCGAAGGGAGCUCACGUGCUAUGGUUAGUUCACAUGCUAAAAAACCAAUCUCUGCGAAAAUAGCAUGCUCAUUUUAGUUAUAUUGAUUAAUAGCAUCUCUAUGUUAUUAGAUACUCCCUCCGUUCUUUUUCAACUGCUUAGAUCAUAUUUGAUUCCAAUGCUUGCUUUCAUAUCAUUGGUUUGUCCAAAGUUUAUGUUCAGAGAUUAUGCUUCAAAGAUAUGUUCAGAUAUCCUACAAAAAAAUUGAGAUGAUCGCCCAAUUCUAGCUUAUCUGCUUUACCUAAUAUGUAAAUUUUUGAUUUUUAUUUAUUUAGAUCACCUGAGUUCUAGGCAGUGAGUACUAGAAAGCAUUAUCACGUUUCAGUGCAUUUUCGUACUUUGUGAAGCAUUUCAGUUUUAUGGAUACGGGCAUUCAGUUGAGAACUAAGAACAAUUUUGUUUGAGUUUGUCAGAUGAUAAUUUUUAGAGUUAAUUACACAAAACCACAACUUCAGGGUAACUUAUAACAUUUUACCACAACUUUUGAGUUUUUCAACAAAAAACUACAACUUCAGGUCAACUUAUAACACUUUACCACAACUUUUGAGUUUUUAUAACACAAAACCACAACUUCUGAACUAAUUUCAACAUUGAGCCCAAAUCUAUCAUUCAACUUCUUUUAACAGAUAAUCUGAUUGAUUGGGCCCACAUGUUAGGACCUAAGCAGGAAAAUGGUGGCAUGUGCGCAUCUCCUAUGUGGCCUACCAUUUCCUCCUCUUGCCAUCCCGUACCGGCGGUAUGAACUCCACCGACGUAUUGGGUGUUGUUGGGGUGGUCAAAAUUCUGCCACAUGACGAUCACUCCGAGCGUCCUCAAUGGUGAGGUUCCUAGUGCCGCAAAGCCGCGCCCGCAUGUCACUGUCGUUGGCGACGGAGUUCCAAAUGAUCUCGAUGUCGUAAUCAGUGAGGCGUGCUUGUAGUGGUCGUGAAGCACGAGGUGGCAGCCCUGAUUGUGCACAACGUGGCAGCACGGAUGUGCUGGCAGCGCCCGUCCGGACUAUGGCAUGGUCGAGCGGGGCGCACGAACUAGACAAAGAGGUCCUGGGGAGGACGAGUGCAUCUCUACGACUGUGGAGCACAAGGCAGCAACCUUGUCUUUGCACAACGCGAUAUAGUGCAUGUGCUAGCUGCGGCUGUCCUGACGACAACAUGGUUGGACGGAGUGCGCCAGACGAAGAAGGUGAAGGCAGUGGAUUUUUUUUCUUUUUAGGGGUAGAUGCCGUAGAAGCUGCAGGUGAACGCGUCGUCGAGGAGACGACGAUGUUGUAUGCAAACUGCUAUGUUACACAAAUCCAGUUAGCGCCACGUAGGAGGGAACUUGUCGCGUAGAGAAUGACAUGUGGGCCCAAUCAUUCAGAUUGGCUGUUAAAAGAAGUUGACCAAUAGAUUUGGGCUCAAUGUUAAGAAUUAGUCCAGCAGUUGUGUUUUUGUGUUAGAAACUCAAAAGUUGUGGUACAGUGUUAUAAUUUGCCGCGAAGUUGUGGUUUUGUGUUAAGAAACUCAAAUGUUGUGGUAAAUUGUUACAAGUUAUCUGAAGUUUUGUGUAGUUAACUCUAAUUUUUAUCAGUUAUAGUUACAAUUACUAGAAGUAGCAAAGGUCUGGGUUAAUUUAGAGCUUGAGUUGGCAGCUAUGCUUUUUUGCAUUCCAGAUUAUGCAAAGAGAUUGCCAUGUUUUCUUUUAUUUCGGUUUAGUUCAUUCCCUUAUAUAUCCAGUUGUUUUCCGCAGAACAAAUAUAAAUGUUCAUGUUGUAAUGGAUGGAUAUGUUGAUCGCAUCGUCAUGUCAUGUAAAUUACAUGCAGAACAAAUCUAUAUUUUUGUUGGAGAAAAAUUCACUACAGGUCCUCAUACUUAUCGUGUUGGCCGCAUUUCUUCUCGUACUUGCAAAUACCCAAAAUACAGUCCUACAACUUGUCGUCUCAGGUGGUCGUCUACGGUUCAAAAUACCAUUUCCUCUACGUAUCUGCUGACCUGGCUGUUGACUGGCGCGUCCACGCGGACUUUGACCGCCAGCUUGACUGCCACAUCGUCUUACCUGCCUGAUUACGCCAGGAACCAAGGUUUGUUUUGCAAAAUCGCCACAAAUAAAAGAGCUCCUGUCCACAACCGCUCCCUCUCGCCGCCGAUCCCCUUCCUCCACCACCACCACCAGCGGCACCGGCACGGCAGCCUCCGCCUCCUCCUCCACGGCCACGGCUUCCUCGGGACCCCGCACCACAAUAACGACGACCACCGCCUCCUCCUCAACCUCCCCGAUGUCCUGGGUGUGCGCGGCGAUGGCCAUGUCACAACCGCCGGAGGAGAGCAGCACGGCGAACUGCCCCCGUCGGUGGCUUCGAGCAGGAAAGUGGAGUUGGGGCUGCUGCUGCUGAAGAGGAGGCACAAGAAGCCGCCGCGGUCGACGUCGGCGCCCACCUGUGGUGUGCGGCGGACGAGGAGGGCGAGUGGCCGGACAUGGCGUGGGUGGCCUCGGCCUGCAGGAGCUCUCCGUCGCCGCGGCGACAGCGUGAACUGCAUCAUCAGCUCGUCGGCAGCCUCCAUGACCCAUCCGCACACCGCCCCAUGACCCGUGACUUGAGCUGGGCGGCAUCCUGGAGUGGCCGGGCUCCACUGUAGAUUGAACUCCGAUACUAUUCAGUACCACUUGUCUGAAAUUUGCACCUUUUCUUGUUCUUGCAGCAGGAAUUAAUUCUGUACUACUAUUUGGGUCUAGACUACAGCGCACACACUCGUUUGGAGUAUUAUCUACUGACUACUGUCAUAAUCCCUGUCACGGUGAGUGCUGACUGAUGAUGAACAACCGAACAAUCAAUUGCACACGUUUGCUAGUAUUA